Messenger RNA from Glarea lozoyensis ATCC 20868, 822 nucleotides. RefSeq lists its product as uncharacterized. NCBI's taxonomy places the organism in Eukaryota, Fungi, Ascomycota, Leotiomycetes, Helotiales, Helotiaceae. The transcript has 5 exons. The record is from RefSeq and is a predicted model, not a curated record. The coding region runs from base 1 to 822 and encodes 273 amino acids.
AUGGUUCUACCCAUGAACAUCGAGCGAGUUGGCGGUAAAAGCCAAAUGGCUAUGGGAAAUGGUCAUUUUGUACCGAAGAAGAGCUCUACGCCUCUCCUCAACGGCAUCAAAAUGAAAUCCCGAGAUUCCGCAUAUACCAUUCUUACUCACUUCAUCCUCAAAGCUCGUCCUCAACUCUAUCUUUCACUUCCACUUUACUAUCCAAAACAACAUUAUUCUUUCAAAAUGCAGAUUCCAGCCAUCCUCGCCAUCUUGCUCGCAGCAGGUGCAUCCGCCAGAGAUUUUACCUUAUACGAGGAGCAGAACUUUGGUGGAGGGUAUCAUCGUGAGCAACGUUGGAAUGAUAAGGCUUGCUGGAACAUGAAUGGCGCAGGAGAUUCCGCAAGUUCCGUGGGAGGUGAAGGAUGUACCACCUUUUACCGAGAGCGAGAUUGCCAGGGCGAGAACUGGGUGAACUACGGCGAUGCUCCUACCAUACCAGGCUUCUUGGAUAACCACAUCUGGUCCUUCCGCAACCAAUGUGAUUGCCCAAACCCAUUCGACCCUUGCCAAUUUGCUGGAGACGAUGGAGCCUGCACCUUUGGGUACUCUGCAUGUUUGCAAAAGGUAGGCUGUGGAGGUAGGAGCGGGGAGUUUGAUUGUGGUGGCCUUGCUGUUGACUUUUGUGACUGCAAUAUCUUUAAAAUGGGCGGUGGUAGAUUUAUGACUAUGCCUGCAAUUCGAUUUUAUGAGUUGGCAUUAUGGAUGAGUAAGGGACUUUCAUCGGCGGGGAUUUAUUUUAAUUCUCAUCAACUCGAAUUUGGGUUGAAAACAGGACCAUAA